CAUGCAGGAGUGAAGAAUGGCACCGAAAGCGGCCAAGCGCAAGCAGGCCAGCAGCAAGGAAGCGCCCGUGGCCGCGCCAGCCGCGCCCGCGCCCGCCGGCGCCUUUGCCUACGAGCAUGAGAAGAAGGCCUCGUACGCAUCCUCCUUCCUCGAGGCAAACCGGGCCGCGUACCUCGCGCUGCCAACGUUCACGUCGCUCUACGACGGGUCGAUCCAGAGCCUGGCCAACCUCUUGACCAAGGCCGAGUGCCAAGACGCAAUCGCGUUCUCCAAGAAGCUCGGGUACGUCCGGGUGACGCAGGCGGCGAACAGCGAGUACGCCUUUCGGGACAACGACCGGCUCCUCUUCCAGUCGACGGACCUCGCGGGCCAGCUCUGGGCGCGGCUCGCGCCGCUGCUUGCCGACUCGUCCUUCGACAUGACCAACGCCGUCGGGUGCAACCCCGCGAUGCGCUUUUACCGGUACAAGCCGGGCCAAGCCUUCGGGUGCCACGUCGAUGAGAGCGUUCUCGACCCGGUCACGGGCUGGCGCAGCGAGUACACGCUGCUCAUCUACCUCAACGACCACAAGGACUCGGACUUGGUCGGCGGCCACACGCUUUUCUACACGAGCACGACGAGCCAGAAGUCGAAGAAGCGGAAGGGCAAAGCGAAGGACGAGGGCCCGACGCCCGUUCUUGACGUCGGUCCCGACACGGGCAAGGCGCUCCUGCACGGCCACGGCGAGCACUGCCUCGAGCACGAAGGCCAGCGCGUCGAGCGCGGUGAAAAGUACGUGCUCCGGACCGACAUCAUGUUCCAGCGGUCGUCAUAAGGCCCACGAGGAUGACGCCACGGCCUCCUCACCAAACGACGGCGUCGAAAUACAUUAGGUCAAGGAUAGUUUAUAGUAAUGCGAGUGGAACGAGUUGUCGGUUGGUCGGUCGAGGGUCGAGACCACCG
This is a messenger RNA of Saprolegnia parasitica CBS 223.65, 942 nucleotides long. RefSeq lists its product as hypothetical. Gene Ontology annotation, biological process: peptidyl-proline hydroxylation to 4-hydroxy-L-proline. Gene Ontology annotation, molecular function: L-ascorbic acid binding; iron ion binding; procollagen-proline 4-dioxygenase activity. Lineage: Eukaryota; Oomycota; Saprolegniomycetes; Saprolegniales; Saprolegniaceae. Gene Ontology annotation, cellular component: endoplasmic reticulum. Bases 17 to 814 code for a protein of 265 amino acids. The transcript has a single exon. The record is from RefSeq and is a predicted model, not a curated record.